Molecule: messenger RNA, 2170 nt
Organism: Gastrolobium bilobum
Lineage: Eukaryota; Viridiplantae; Streptophyta; Magnoliopsida; Fabales; Fabaceae
Product: probable protein phosphatase 2C 40
Exons: 3
Coding region: 388-1989 (533 amino acids)
Biological process (GO): protein dephosphorylation
Molecular function (GO): protein serine/threonine phosphatase activity
Source: RefSeq, a predicted model, not a curated record
UAAUUGCCAUUUUUUACUUGUUGUGAUGAUAGUUGCUGGCUUUGAAUGACACUUUGUUGUUUGGGCAUUAUUAAGUGAAUGAUUGGAGGCCCUUAUACAAUCUGGGAAAUCUUUCAUUCAAGUUUUCUAUAUGAUAAAAUGGCUAGUUGUUCCUUUGUGACUGAAAGGUUACGAAUCCAAAUUUGGGAAACAAUCUUUUUUUAUAUAUGUAUGAAUAAGAUUAUGUACAAGGAUUACCCUUACCCUUAUCCUUGCUGGUCAAGGUUUAAUAGGGAGUUUUUUUUUUUUUAGAUUGAAAUUAUUUUGAUAGGGUCCAAUUACAUUUUAUAGGUUACUGUAUGGUUUUUCCUUAUAGUAUACAUACCAGUUAUAUUGAUAGUGUAUAGAAUGGAUUUCUUAUUACAGGAGAUAAACAUGCUUAGUCCUGAAGGAGAACUUAAAAUAAGUUUUGGCUAUAAAUGCAAUAGUGAUAGAGGUAUUCCCUGUGAGGUCGCUAGUGGCUACAAAAUCCUUCCUGAUGUCCGUAGAACAAGUAGUUUCUCUUGCUUGUCAGGCGCAGCCUUAAGUGCUAAUGCUACACUAGCCAACACAAAUAUCUGCAAUGGUAAGAUAGGAGGGGAAAUCCUUCCAAGUUGGGACUCUCCUAAUUCAUUUCGUAAGGUACCCUCUUCGCCAAGUCUUUCAAAGUUGGACAUGCUAUCAUCUUCCCUCCCAAGUAGUUUGUCUUACCUAAGCUGCAGUCCUUCCACUCCAAGUGACAUACUUGAAUAUGACUCUUGCACAUUAAAAUCCAUGAGUGAUCCUUCCAGAAGUGAAGGUUUUCUUAAUGCUGAGGAAGUACAAGUUGCAGGAGGAGCUGCUGGUGAAGAUAGAGUUCAAGCAGUUUGUUCUGAAGAAAAUGGGUGGCUCUUUUGUGCAAUUUAUGAUGGCUUUAAUGGGAGAGAUGCGGCUGACUUUCUGGCUGGUACCCUGUAUGACACCAUCAUAUCUUUCUUAAACAAGUUAAUUUGGGAAUUGGAACCAGGUUCCAUCAAAGAUACUAACGAUGUGGUUUUGGGUGGAUCCCUUCAAUAUAAAUUGGAUGAUAGUCUUAUUUGCGCUGAGGAUCAAUCUCUAUCAAGAUUUAAGGGGAAAAAUGAUUCUAAUCAUGGCUCUUUUUCAAAGAGCAGUCCAUCUGCUAAGUCAGAAGCAUCAUGUAAAUCAUUUUCACAUGGGGUACUUGAUAGCCUCCAACUUGCUCUUAGUCAGGCUGAGAAUGAUUUCUUGUACAUGGUUGAGCAGGAAAUGGAGGAACGUCCAGAUUUAGUUUCUAUUGGAUCUUGUGUUUUACUUGUGCUUCUUCAUGGUAAUGAUUUGUAUACAUUUAAUCUCGGUGACAGCAGAGCGGUAUUGGCAACAUGCAGUACAGGUGACAGAAUGAAUAAGAGUGAGAGACUCAAUGCCAUACAGCUUACAGAUAGCCAUACUGUUGAUAAUGAAACAGAAAGAGUUAGACUUCUGGCUGACCAUCCUGAUGAUCCCAAGGUCAUUAUAGCAGGAAAAGUGAAAGGGAAACUCAAGGUUACUCGUGCUUUUGGAGUCGGCUACUUGAAAAAGAAAAAUCUGAAUGAUGCUUUGAUGGGAAUCCUUCGAGUUCGUGAUCUUACAAGCCCACCAUAUAUUGCCACUCAACCAUCCUUGAGUGUCCAUAAAAUCUCAAAUUAUGAUCAAUUUGUUAUAGUAGGGAGUGAUGGUUUAUUUGACUUCUUCAGCAAUGAUGAGGCAGUAAAGCUAGUAGAAUCUUAUAUCUUGAGCAAUCCUCUGGGUGAUCCAGCAAAGUUUCUCAUAGAGCAGCUUGUAGCUAGAGCAGCUGAUUCUGCAGGUUUCAGCAUGGAAGAGUUGAUGAGUAUUCCGGCUGGAAGGAGAAGGAAGUACCAUGAUGACGUGACCGUAAUUGUGAUCAUGCUUGGGAUGAAUCAGCGGACUUCAAAGGCAUCAACUUGCAUCUAAGACUGGGCAAAGAAAACUUGUAUCUAAGUACAUGUUCAAUGGACGGUCUCGGUCAAGUAGUAUUUCCUUGGGUUAAAAAGUGUGAUAUUCUAAGUGUAUAUAUGCCAUUUUACAACCUAGAAUCGUUAGGUCUUUCAUAUGUACAUUUUUUAUAAUAAUAAUAACCUUUCUGUUUGAACAU